This is a messenger RNA of Clarias gariepinus (North African catfish), 1455 nucleotides long. RefSeq names its product isopentenyl-diphosphate delta isomerase 1 (gene idi1). Gene Ontology annotation, molecular function: isopentenyl-diphosphate delta-isomerase activity. Bases 139 to 1044 code for a protein of 301 amino acids. Lineage: Eukaryota; Metazoa; Chordata; Actinopteri; Siluriformes; Clariidae. The record is from RefSeq and is a predicted model, not a curated record. Gene Ontology annotation, cellular component: cytoplasm. The transcript has 7 exons. Gene Ontology annotation, biological process: isopentenyl diphosphate biosynthetic process; isoprenoid biosynthetic process.
CUCCAUUUUGAUUCUGCGGUGUGAGAUGAGAAGAGCGUUGCUAAGUUGCUGAAUCGGAUUUAUAACCCGAACAGGACUCAGACAGAGGGUGGUCUGAUGGUCCGAGUGUUUUGAUUGGUCCGUGUGCUCCAUCUCGCUAUGGCGCGCGCGCUGGGGGCGGUGCUGAGGACGGUGGCUGGUGAGGGACGCGCGGUGUUAAAACCCGGCGGAGUGUCAGGACUGAGGCCUGUCCUGCUCCCAGCGCUCCGGCUCGCGCCUACACUCACCAGGGAACUUAUAGAGCUCCGGCUCGCUCCUGUACCGCGCUGCGCUCUGUUCAACAGGUGUGCUGCUACACACUGUAAUCAAUCCGGUAUAAGGAUGCCAGAAAUAAACACAGAUAAUCUGGAUGAGAAGCAGGUCCGGCUGCUGGCUGAGAUGUGCAUCGUGGUGGACAAGAACGACCGGGAGACGGGAGCGGACACUAAGAAGAACUGCCAUCUCAACUCCAACAUCAGCAAAGGAUUACUGCAUCGUGCUUUCAGUGUGUUUCUGUUUAACAGUGAAGAAAAGCUGCUCUUACAGCAAAGAUCUGAUGCCAAGAUCACUUUUCCAGGGUGUUUCACUAACACGUGCUGCAGUCACCCUCUGUACACACCGCCCGAGCUGGAGGAGCAGGACGGUGUCGGGGUGAGACGAGCUGCCCAGAGGAGACUAGAGGCUGAACUCGGCAUCCCCAUGCAUCAGGUGCCUCCGGAGGAGAUGACGUACCUGACCCGCAUCCACUACAAGGCCGAGUCGGACGGGGUGUGGGGCGAGCACGAGAUCGACUACAUCCUGUUCCUGCAGAGGGACGUGGAGCUGCAGCCCGACCCCAACGAGGUGAAAACUCACCGCUACGUCUCUAAAGAGGAGCUGAAGGAAAUGCUGGAGCAGGCGGAGAGAGGCGAGGUGCGAAUCACGCCGUGGUUCAGUCUGAUCGCCAACACCUUCCUGUUCACGUGGUGGGACAACCUGCAAAACCUCAAACAGUUUACAGAUCACGAGCACAUCCACCGCAUGUGAGCAUCACCUGCUGCGUCAAAAUCUUCGUUUCAACAGACCCGGAGUGUAUUUUAUUAACCAUAAAUAUCAUUCACAGACUGGUGUUCACCUUCAGCACGCUGUAAAUUUGGUUUAAAUGAGAGAUUUUAUUCUUGGAUUAAGGAGACUUCACACAAGAUUUCUUAGUUAUUAUUUAAUUUAAUAUGUGAAGGAAUGUAGUGAGAGAGAUUCCUCGAGCAGAAUUAUGUUUUAAGACAUUUUAGGUUUUGAUCACAAGGUUUUUAAAAAGUUAAAAGAGGAUCCAGCUUCUCACCAGCUGCUACGACUCUUCGUUUAAGGAAAACAUAAAUGUCCUGGAUGUUGAUUAUUGAGCUUCACAGUGGAUUUUACUCAAUGUAAAAUAAAUUGUAAAUAAAUAAAUGUAUAAAAUUG